CAGCUGGGCACGUGAGCGAUGGAGACCAUCUGGAUCUACCAGUUCCGCCUCAUCGUGAUCGGGGACUCCACAGUGGGCAAGUCGUGCCUCCUGCACCGCUUCACUCAGGGCCGCUUUCCCGGGCUGCGCUCCCCAGCCUGCGACCCCACUGUCGGCGUGGACUUCUUCUCCCGCCUGCUGGAGAUCGAGCCGGGCAAGAGGAUCAAGCUGCAGCUCUGGGACACGGCGGGACAGGAGCGGUUCAGAUCAAUAACUCGAUCUUAUUACCGCAACUCGGUUGGUGGAUUUUUAGUAUUUGACAUUACUAACCGACGAUCUUUUGAACAUGUGAAAGAUUGGCUAGAAGAAGCAAAAAUGCAUGUACAGCCAUUUCAGAUUGUAUUUCUGCUAGUGGGACAUAAAUGUGAUUUAGCUUCACAACGUCAAGUUACAAGGGAAGAAGCUGAAAGACUGUCAGCAGACUGUGGUAUGAAGUAUAUAGAAACCUCAGCAAAAGAUGCUACAAAUGUUGAGGAAUCCUUCACUAUCUUGACAAGAGACAUAUAUGAACUUAUUAAAAGGGGAGAAAUUUGUAUUCAGGAUGGCUGGGAAGGGGUUAGAAGUGGUUUCGUUCCAAAUACUGUGCAUUCUUCUGAGGAAGCAGUAAAACCCAGGAAAGAGUGCUUCUGCUGACUUCAUACGUGCCAAAGAACUAAGAACAGAUUGGGUGUCAUUUCAGGAUAAAUACCGACAUUAACAACAGAAUGAUGUGAUGAAAGCAUUUUAAAAAGUUAUAAACCCAUGCUAACACUAUUUUGUAAGGUAUUUGAUUCAGAGCAAUAUGGUUACUUGUUAAACUACCAGAUUGGUAUUUUGCUAAAUUAUCAAGCAAAGCAGACGACUUUUUCUGGAAACUGGAGUAUCUACAUAAUUGCCUCCAUUCUCACUUUGUUAGCAUAUAACUGACCAUAAUAUCCAAAUAUGUCAAUAUUACUCAUUUUUCUUGACAGUUUGAAAUGGAUGUUUUGUGCAUAUAUAAUCUGAUUGAAAAGAUUUUACCAGGAAUUACAUUCUCUAGUGUUAAUUAAUUAAUAUUAAAUAGUAAAGUGGAUUUAAAAGUGUACUGUUUACUUACAAAGUAAACAAUUACAGAGUUAUUAACUAGGCCUAAAAUAACAAUUCCUUGUUUAAGGUACCAGGUUUUUAACCAUUCUCUGAAAUAUUUAUUCUCCCUUAAUUUUGCCUGAACAUGAGAAGAUAAGUUUUAUAUUAAUUUUUGUUCUCUGAUUUAUUGCUCCUGAAAAUUUUAUGUUUUAUAAUGAUAUCUAAGGAUCCAAGCAAAAGGUUUUAUUGCAAAUAUUUGUGAAAAUAAAAACGAAGGAUCACUAUCAGCAAAUGUUUUGUUGUUAUAGUAUACUGUCCUUAUUUAGACAAGAAAAACUUAGCCAUUUUGUCCAGAUUUUCAAAUGUGUUGGUAUAAAGCUAGCAUAGUAUUCUUUUGUAAUUAAAAAAAAAUUCUCUCUGUUUUAUAGCUAGUCCCAUCUCUAUCAUAUUUGCCAAAUAUUGCUUAUUUUACUGGUCUUUCUAAAAGAACGUUUUGGUUUUAUUUGUCAAGUUUACUGCUUUUCUCCUCUAUUUUUGACUUUUCUCUUGAUUAAUUUUGUCCUUCCACUCUUUUGGAUUUACCUUGUUCUUUUUCUAUGUCUACUGUCCAUUUCCUGUAGCUUCAAGAGCCAUUUUCAACAAUUCAACGAGCUCUGCUAGUUGUGUCAUGGUCACUUCAUCAUAUGCCGUUAAAACUUAAUCUCAUACACUGGGUGAAGACUCAGCAGUCUUAUUUUGCUUUCAAAAUUGUUCUAUGGCCUUAGAUCCUUCUUCUUCUCUAAAUUACCACUAUCAUCAGGGAAAAUUCUACUGGGCCUCAUGCUGCUUAUAAGGCUUGCCUUUCCUGCAGUUUCAUAAUAAAAGAAAAAACAUUUCCACCGUUUUUUUUGAUGUUGAUCGAAAAUUUAGCAACACUUCUUUGCACUGUAUUCAAAUCCCGAAAUAUAAGCAAGCCUUCAUGCAUACGGGCCCACUGAAAUGUCAUAAUUUUAAACUAUGUAUGACCUUGAACAAUGUCCUUUCCAAAUACUCUAUGCUCCCCCUUUCUUCCUAGGUGUUCAGACUUUUUCAUUCCUACAACAUCUUUUACACAUGGUCAAUUUGUGUCAUAAGCUCUUCCUCCCUUCCACUUCUGAGUAUAUAUCCAAAGGAAACAUCAUCAUUAUUUGAAGAGAUAUCUGUACUCCCAUGUUCAUUGUAGCAUUAUUCACAAGAGCCAAGGUAUGGAAACAAUCUAAGUGUCCAUAGUAGAUUAUUGGAUAAGGAAAAUAUGGUAUAUAUAUGCAAUGGAAUAUUCUUCAACCUUAAAAAAGAAGAAAAUCCUAUCAUUUAAGACAACAUGGAUAAAACUGGAGGACAGUAUGCUAAGUGAAAUAAGACAAAUAGUGCAUGAUGUCACUUAUAUGUGGACUCUAAAAAAAUAACUAAAUAAAUCAACUCUUCUUCCCUGGACAUUUUCCUCAGCAGAAUCUAGCAGCCUCUACUAUGAGUCUCAUCUUUUUUUUAUUGUUUGUACAAGAUCACAACCCCAGGGAACCUAUGUAUUUACGGAUGUAUAUCUAGAUUAUAGUGUACUGUUGUUCGUUUUCUUUGCAAUUCAUUCCUUCCACUUCUGGCAUCAGAACCUCAUUUUUCCUUUGGAGAAGUCCUUGUGAUUCAGGUAGGCGGUGUGUCUCCUCCCAAGGCUGUGUGACUUGGGCCUGGCUAGACACAGUGUUUUACAUAUACUCCAUAUGUCUUAUGUACUUAUUUCUCUAUUUUCCAUGCUUUUCCCUCAAAAUUUUAGUGUAUUUUUUAAUUGACAUUUGUAAUACUUUCUUUUGUUUGACUAAGGUACUGUUAAACUGAUCUUCUGAGUGCUUAAUUUCAGCUUUUUUAAUUCUAGAAUUUUCCU
Messenger RNA from Globicephala melas (long-finned pilot whale), 2977 nucleotides. It is a transcript of the gene RAB39A, whose product is annotated as RAB39A, member RAS oncogene family. Lineage: Eukaryota; Metazoa; Chordata; Mammalia; Artiodactyla; Delphinidae. Gene Ontology annotation, biological process: phagosome-lysosome fusion; Rab protein signal transduction; vesicle-mediated transport. Gene Ontology annotation, molecular function: GTP binding; GTPase activity. The record is from RefSeq and is a predicted model, not a curated record. Gene Ontology annotation, cellular component: Golgi apparatus.